CCAACACAAUCAAAUGUUUCAUAUCCAAACCAAAAUAUUUCUAGUUCCUAAUUAAAUCAAACACACACAUACUUGUUUAUUCAAUUGUUUGUUGAGAACAAUGAUGAGGGGUGAGGAAUACGAGCGUGUGCUAAGGUACUUUGAUGAAGACGGUGAUGGGAAGAUUUCACCCUCGGAGCUAAGGAACAGAAUAUCAAUGAUGGGUGGAGAGGUUAUGUUGAAAGAGGCUGAGAUGGCGAUCGAGGCGUUGGAUUCGGACUGCGACGGGUUGUUGUGUUUGGAGGAUUUGAUGAAGCUGAUGGAGGCUGCGGGAGAGGAAGAGAAGUUGAAGGAUUUGAGAGAAGCCUUUAAUAUGUAUGAUAUGGAGAGGUGUGGGUUUAUUACCCCAAAGGCCUUGAAGAGGAUGCUCAAGAAGUUGGGAGAAUCUAAGUCCAUGGAUGAGUGCAAAGUGAUGAUAAGUAGGUUUGAUUUGAAUGGGGAUGGCAUGCUUAGCUUUGAAGAGUUCAGAAUUAUGAUGAAGUAAUUAUGAUGAUCAUGAUAAUGCUACAUGCACAUUGAUUCUAGCACUAACUAAACAUAACUUGUUUGCUGUCUCUUUCCAAGUUGUUCUUGUGCUUUUCUUUUAAAACUAAGUCGUUUUGAGAGUUGUGUUAACAUUUAAUUAUGAAAAUAUUAACACAAUUUUCAAAACGACGUAGUUUUGAAGGAAUAAUACGAGAACAGCUUGAAAACGAAUAACAGAGAAGUUAAUUUUCUUCACGUGUCUAUAUAGUUUGGUUAAUUUGAUGAGUUUCAAUUUGAUUGAUGAUUUGUUUGUAUGUACAUUUUGCCUAAUUUGGUAUAAAUCAUGGAUUUGUAAACAGCUUUUGAUUAUUAGAAAUUUGGUUAAAAGGAAGACAUCAUUUUUUUUA
Glycine soja is the source of this 911-nucleotide messenger RNA. Its product is annotated as putative calcium-binding protein CML19. Lineage: Eukaryota; Viridiplantae; Streptophyta; Magnoliopsida; Fabales; Fabaceae. The record is from RefSeq and is a predicted model, not a curated record. Gene Ontology annotation, molecular function: calcium ion binding. The coding region runs from base 101 to 523 and encodes 140 amino acids. The transcript has a single exon.